This is a messenger RNA of Mirounga angustirostris (Northern elephant seal), 2410 nucleotides long. RefSeq names its product small ribosomal subunit protein bS18m-like. The record is from RefSeq and is a predicted model, not a curated record. The transcript has 2 exons. Gene Ontology annotation, cellular component: mitochondrial small ribosomal subunit; ribosome. Gene Ontology annotation, molecular function: structural constituent of ribosome; small ribosomal subunit rRNA binding. NCBI's taxonomy places the organism in Eukaryota, Metazoa, Chordata, Mammalia, Carnivora, Phocidae. Bases 1160 to 1525 code for a protein of 121 amino acids. Gene Ontology annotation, biological process: mitochondrial translation.
CGCGGCCGCGUGCCUGGACGCUCCAAACACAGCACCUCAGAAAUGCUCCCCCAGGCCCUGUGUGCAGGGAGCCUUCUCCGGAGCCAAAUACUCUGAUCCGGAGGGUAACCUGGGCUCCUUGAUCCUUGAAGCGACUUGGCCCCUUCCCCGCCCAAAGCUGCCUCAGGCUCAGGGGGAUAAUGGCAUCCGGUUGUUCCUAAAACCGUAUGAAACCCAGAAGUUCUCCAGCAAUUACUAUUUUGAAUUGUCAGAAACAAUAUUUUGCUUUUAGGGCUUUAUAAAAUGCAAGAUUUCUUGUUUCUUUUGCUAGGAUUGAGGUGAAGUUCUAGAAGAAUCCUCAUCACCUAGCAUGUGUGCUUGGCACGCGCCUGCCCCAUCAGGAAGAGCAGCCGUGGCCAAGGGGCCUCCGAGGGGAGUUCGGGACGCAGGGCGGGGUGGGGGCCAUGGAGAAGAGAGGGCACUCGUGGGGCCCAUCACGGGCUGGGAACCCCAGAGCCUGCCAGACACACAGGGCAUCGGGAGCUCCGUCCACCCCUCCUGAGGGCAGGCUCGCGGGGUCGCCGGAGCUGGGCUUCCCUCCCUGAAGAAUAUCCUGGAAGCUCUUAAUUUCAAAGAGAGGUUUUAUAAACCUGCCCCCCCAUUCCCAACAACAGAAUUUUAUAUUCCAGAAACCAAAAUAUAAGUCUAUGAAAUCAGGGGUGGUUUCUGCAAAGAGGCGGUGCUUCUGUGGAUACCCAUUUACUUAGCUUCAUUUAUUUUAGGUUGAUUUUUGUGUAAUAAGGAAAACAUAACUGCAGGAUCACCUCUAGCAAGGCGUGGAUGUAUGUAGACCAGAACGUCUCCUGGGGAGCUGAGAUCGAGGUCAGCAUAACCCAAGCUGGCCGAGGCUCUGGAGCAUCGGGGCCCCUUGCGUGCCCUCCACUAGCCUCCCUCAGCGACUGGGAUCGUGCGGCACGUCCCCCAGAACUGUCUGCUGUGGGGGCGGCCGUGCCUGGGGCCUGUGUGGCAGACCCUGGAUCGCUUGUCCUCCCUCUGCUGCUGGGAUGCCAGCCCUUCCCAAGUUUGAGACCAUGUGGUCUGGAGCAAGUCCAGUAAACAUCCAAUCUCUCUUCAUAACCAAGUGCAGCCCAAGCAUAAAAAUCCAAGUACGGGAGGAUCCAUGGCAGCUCUGGUUGCUAUUUGUGGUGAUCUAGGGAGGAAAAAGUUAACGCAUUUCGUAAAGGCUGCUCUCUGCCUCCCAGAUCCUGGGACUCACGUGGUACUGUGGAGAAGUCGUUCACAAUACAAAUACACAAAACAGGUAGCCGGCAAUGAGGACCUGCCCAUUCUGCUUUUGUCCCAGUUUAUUUCUCCAUUUACUGGAUGCAUUUAUGGAAGGCAUGUAACAGGUCUUUGUGGGAAAAAACAGAAAGAAAUCACAAAUGCAACUAAGAGAGUUCAAAUAAUGGGGUUUAUGCCAGUUACAUACAAGGAUCCUGCAUAUCUCAAAGACCCUAAAGUUUGUAACAUCAAGUAUCGGGAAUAAAUUAUAGGAGUCUUACCAUCAAUAAACAUAUUUUACAAUAGAAAAAAAAAAAUCCAAGUACGUUAGCCUCUCCGUUUCAAGGGUGCCCCUGAUCUGAGCGGUCGGGGUCCCCCGCUGGGACAACUCUCCAUGCCCCCACUCUUGCUUCAGGGAGGGACCCCCGAACUUUCCGCUUCUGCAGAUCCUGCAACAUUCCUGUGCAGUGCGCCAACCAACAAUGUCUCCAGGAGGGUGUCUCUGCACAGCUGUAGCUGAAUACUUCCCCAGAACCGCGUCCCACGUCGGAACACAGAGGCUGCGCCGAAGCUGCCAUGUUUGAGAAAAUUAAAUUCACAUAAGAUGAAAUCAACCAUUUUACGGUGGACAGUUCAGUGGCGUGGGGUACGUUGAGUACUGUGUGAGGCCACCUCUGUCUGGCUCUAAAGAUUCUCGUCGCCCCAGACGAAAGCCUGCGCCCACCGAGCAGUCACCCCACCCCCAGCGCCCGGCCAGCUCUGUGGGAUCCGUGUGUGUGGACCUGUGUGUUCUGGGCACUUCCAUCGGUGGACCCGUACGGCAGGUGGCCUCUGUGUGUGGCUUCCUUCACUCUUGAUUCAUGCACAUCACAGCAUUUAUCAGGACUUCACCCCUUCUCGUGGCCAAACCCGACUUUGGCCUGUGGACGGAGCGUGGUCUGCGGCCGCCUCCACCUCUGGCUCUGGGAACACGCGCGGACAGGCUUCUGUCUGAGCCCCUGUCGGCAACUGGGGUCCACAGCUUGGAGCGUGUGUGUCGGGUGCUUCAGGAACUGUAUGUCUUACUUUGGAAGAACGGUUUUCCCGUGCUCAGUCUUAAAAUUAGGCUUCCCUAAGACAGACACUGGAUCACUAACCUAAUUUGCAAUCA